UCGCCUCUUCUUCUAGAAGGUUCAAGAAUCGACAAGAAAAGAGCGUGGUUUCUAGAAACUGCCGCUAUCCUUAUAAAUAGAAGUGCACGCAGAAAGCUGUGUAGACUGAAACACAUCGUGUGUGGUGUACAGCAGCAUUAAUUCAAGAUGCCAGAGGAAGUGCAGACUGUUCAGGAGCAGGCAAUGGAGGAAGAUGUGGAAACAUUUGCCUUUCAGGCUGAAAUUGCUCAGUUGAUGUCUUUGAUCAUAAACACUUUUUAUUCCAACAAAGAGAUCUUUUUAAGAGAAAUUAUUUCAAAUUCAUCUGAUGCUUUAGACAAAAUAAGAUAUGAAAGCCUGACUGAUCCCAGCAAACUCGAUUCUGGGAAAGAGCUGAAGAUUGACAUCAUUCCCAAUAAACAUGAUCGUACCUUGACCAUUGUGGACACUGGUAUUGGCAUGACAAAAGCAGACCUGAUAAACAAUUUGGGUACCAUUGCCAAGUCUGGAACAAAGGCUUUCAUGGAAGCUCUACAGGCUGGUGCAGAUAUCUCUAUGAUUGGUCAGUUUGGUGUUGGAUUCUAUUCUGCUUAUCUGGUAGCUGAGAAAGUGACUGUGAUCACCAAACACAAUGAUGAUGAGCAGUAUGCUUGGGAGUCUUCUGCAGGAGGUUCAUUCACUGUCCGGCUUGAUGCAAGUGAACCACUAGGCAGAGGUACAAAAGUUAUCCUCCACCUGAAAGAAGACCAAACUGAGUAUAUUGAAGAAAGGAGAGUUAAGGAGAUUGUAAAGAAGCACUCACAGUUUAUUGGUUAUCCAAUAACUCUUUAUGUUGAAAAAGAACGUGACAAGGAAGUGAGUGAUGAUGAAGCAGAGGAAGAGAAGGAGGAGAAGGAAGUAAAGGAUGAGGACACUGAAAAGGAGGACAAACCCAAGAUUGAAGAUGUAGGAUCUGAUGAUGAAGAGGAGCAGAAAAGUGAUAAAAAGAAGAAAAAGAAGAUAAAGGAAAAAUACACUGACAAAGAGGAAUUGAACAAGACUAAGCCAAUAUGGACCAGAAACCCUGAUGACAUCACCAAUGAGGAGUAUGGAGAAUUCUACAAAAGUCUGACUAAUGAUUGGGAGGACCACUUGGCUGUGAAACAUUUUUCUGUGGAAGGUCAGCUAGAGUUCAGAGCACUGCUGUUUAUUCCACGGCGAGCCCCAUUUGAUCUCUUUGAGAGCAGGAAAAAAAAGAACAACAUAAAACUCUAUGUGCGUCGGGUCUUCAUCAUGGACAACUGUGAAGAGCUGAUACCAGAAUAUCUGAAUUUUAUCAAGGGUGUGGUAGAUUCUGAGGACCUUCCCCUGAAUAUUUCCAGAGAAAUGCUGCAACAGAGCAAGAUCCUGAAAGUCAUCCGGAAGAACCUGGUUAAGAAGUGUCUGGAACUUUUCACGGAGGUGGCAGAAGAUAAGGAAAACUACAAGAAAUUCUACGAGCAAUUUUCAAAAAAUAUGAAGCUUGGAAUCCAUGAAGAUUCUCAGAACCGCAAAAAGCUGUCUGAGCUGCUUCGAUACUAUACUUCAGCAUCUGGCGAUGAAAUGGUAUCCCUUGCAGAUUACGUUUCCCGCAUGAAGGAAAACCAGAAGCAUAUUUAUUACAUUACUGGUGAAAGUAAAGAUCAGGUAGCAAAUUCUGCAUUUGUUGAACGCCUGAGAAAACAUGGUUUGGAGGUAGUCUAUAUGAUUGAGCCAAUUGAUGAGUACUGUGUGCAACAGCUGAAGGAGUAUGAGGGAAAGACCUUGGUCUCUGUUACUAAAGAAGGCCUUGAGCUUCCAGAGGAUGAGGAUGAAAAAAAGAAACAAGAAGAAAAGAAGUCUAAAUUUGAAAAUCUGUGUAAAAUCAUGAAGGACAUCCUUGAAAAGAAGGUUGAGAAGGUAGCUGUAUCCAACCGCUUGGUCUCAUCUCCUUGUUGUAUUGUAACGAGCACGUAUGGAUGGACAGCCAAUAUGGAAAGAAUCAUGAAGGCCCAAGCACUACGAGAUAAUUCUACUAUGGGUUACAUGGCUGCCAAAAAACAUCUAGAAAUUAAUCCAGACCAUCCCAUUGUUGAAACUCUGAGACAGAAGGCAGAGGCUGACAAGAAUGAUAAGUCUGUGAAGGACCUUGUAAUACUAUUAUUUGAAACUGCGUUGCUGUCUUCUGGCUUCACGCUUGAAGAUCCUCAGACUCAUUCUAGCCGCAUCUACAGGAUGAUAAAAUUGGGUUUAGGUAUUGAUGAAGAUGAUGUAGCAGCAGAAGAUACCAGUGCAGCAGAAGUAGUGGAUGAAAUGCCUCCCUUGGAAGGAGAAGGUGAAGAUGUGUCCCGUAUGGAAGAAGUUGACUGAAGUACACUAACAUGGGCUGAAACAGCAUUAGUGCAAAAAGUUGUAAACUUCUGUGAAGUUUAGAUUUUUCUUUACUUAUUGGUUUGCUGUAUGGUUUGCAAAUGCACUUCACAUUGGCAGACUGAGAUGGAGAUGUCCUCUGUUUUUGAGGUUGAUGCUUUUUUGUAAAUAACAUGAAUGCAAUAAAAUGGUGGCAAAGUC
Protopterus annectens (West African lungfish) is the source of this 2547-nucleotide messenger RNA. Its product is annotated as heat shock protein HSP 90-alpha. The record is from RefSeq and is a predicted model, not a curated record. Gene Ontology annotation, biological process: cellular response to heat; protein stabilization; protein folding. Gene Ontology annotation, cellular component: protein-containing complex; nucleus; neuronal cell body. Bases 148 to 2346 code for a protein of 732 amino acids. Gene Ontology annotation, molecular function: ATP binding; ATP-dependent protein folding chaperone; disordered domain specific binding. The transcript is spliced from 11 exons. NCBI's taxonomy places the organism in Eukaryota, Metazoa, Chordata, Ceratodontiformes, Protopteridae.